This is a messenger RNA of Aspergillus saccharolyticus JOP 1030-1, 3180 nucleotides long. RefSeq names its product putative zinc metalloprotease. Bases 1 to 3180 code for a protein of 1059 amino acids. Lineage: Eukaryota; Fungi; Ascomycota; Eurotiomycetes; Eurotiales; Aspergillaceae. The record is from RefSeq and is a predicted model, not a curated record. Gene Ontology annotation, molecular function: metal ion binding. The transcript has 3 exons.
AUGUCACCAAGCCAGAAAGGUCAUUUCAAGCUCCUCCAAAGGUUCAAGCCGGACUAUUCGCCCAGCGAGUUUGUUCAGUAUGAAUCGACGAGGACUGGUAUGAGGGUCGUGGUCAUCGACCAGAAAGGCCCUAAAGUUACGGGAUACUUUGUUCUAGCGACUGAGAUCCACGAUGACUCAGGAGCUCCUCACACCUUGGAGCACUUGUGUUUUAUGGGAUCACGGAAUUACAGAUACAAAGGGUUUCUUGAUAAGCUCGCAACUCGAGUGUAUUCUAGCACUAACGCUUGGACUGCUACUGAUCACACCGCAUACACGCUGGACACAGCGGGCUGGGAGGGUUUCGCUCAGAUCUUGCCUGUGUACCUAGAGCAUGUCAUUGCUCCAACCCUGACUGAUGAAGGGUGCUAUACUGAGGUCCACCACAUCGAUGGGACUGGAAACGAUGCAGGUGUGGUUUACUCAGAGAUGCAGGGUGUACAAAACAAUUCCGCAGAGCUGAUCGACUUGACUGCUCGUCGGUUGACUUACCCUGAGGGUGUAGGUUUUCGCUACGAAACCGGGGGUAUGAUGGGCCAGCUUCGCGUGCUCACUGCGGAUCGUAUCCGAGCAUUUCAUCGUGAGAUGUAUCAGCCUAAAAACCUGUGUCUGAUCAUCACAGGUGAGGUAGAUCAUGAGAACAUGUUGAGUGUCUUGGACAAGUUCGAAGAUACCAUUCUAGAUGUCAUCCCUAGCCCAGAUGCGUCAUUCACACGCCCUUGGGUGGAUUCUAAGCAGGCACCUCCCUUGGAAAAAUCCAUCGUACAGAGAGUCGAGUUUCCGGAAGAGGACGAGUCUUUUGGCGAGAUCGAGAUCAGAUUUCUUGGACCUGACGGCACAGACCCAGUUCAAACUGGGGCUGUCAACGUUGCCUUGUUAUAUCUGGCGGGAUCAUCUGCUUCACUGUUGGACAACAUCUUGGUAGAGAAGGAGCAGCUCGCCAGCGCAGUCUAUUAUGCCACCGAGGAUCACCCCAGCAUCGAAAUUCGCUUCACUUUGACUAGUGUAGAAACGAAGAAGAUCGCUCGGGUGGAGCAGCGUUUCUUCGAGGUCCUCAAGGAUGCGAUGGAGAAAGAACUCGACAUGAAGUACCUCAGGGAAUGCAUCGACCGACAACGACGGACAUGGAAGUUCUCGACGGAAACGUCAGCUUCUUCCUUCGCGGAAUACGUGAUCUCUGACUUCCUUUUUGGGAAACGGGACGGGUCCACCAUGUUGGACGUUGCAUCUCUGAAGGAAUAUGACGUGCUGGAGAAGUGGAGCGAAGGCGAAUGGCGCAGCUUCAUCAAAAGAUGGAUAUCCGAUGCGAAUCAUGUCACGAUCUUGGGCGUCCCAUCCAUGAAGAUGUCCGAGACACUUAAGAAGGAAGAAGAAGCCCGAGUGGCGGAGCAGAAGAAGCGGCUGGGUGAAGAGGGCUUGAAGAAGCUCGCCGAGAAGCUUGAAAAAGCCAAGGCUGAGAACGACAAAGAGAUACCAAAAGAGAUGCUGGAGAAAUUCCAGAUUCCGGGUGUGGAAUCCAUUCAUUUUGUCGAGACGACAACUGCGCGGUCUGGUACUGCCCUGAAAUUGGGCCGCCCCGACAACAAGCCCCAAAGCCUGGUGGAUGCUGAUGGCUCUGACCUGCCCUUGUUCAUUCACUUUGAGCACAUACCAAGCAGCUUUGUUCAGCUAUCCCUACUUAUCUCAGCAGCAGCCGUUCCUGUGCAGCUUCGCCCUCUUCUAUCUGUAUACACGGAAGCAUUCUUUAACCUGCCAAUCCAGCGUGAUGGAAAGACCAUCGAUUUCGAACAGGUUGUUGUUGAGUUGGAAAGAGAUACAGUUGGGUACUCUAUGGAAGGCGCCAGGAGCCUGGGAUCUUCCGAGAUGCUGCGUAUCUCUUUCCAGGUGGAACUGGAGAAGUAUAGCACCGCAAUCGCGUGGCUUCAAGAGCUUUCUUGGAACUCAAUAUUCGACGUCGAAAGACUACGCGCAAUCACCAAACGCCUCCUCGCCGAUGUACCGGACUCGAAGCGAAGCGGUGACGACAUGCUGGCGGCAGUCCAUGUCAUGGUACACUAUGCGGCCGAGUCGAUUGUGCGAGCCCGCAGCACUCUGGUCAAGGCUCGUUAUCUGAAGCGGAUCAAGAAGCAAUUGGCCGACGAGCCGGAGUCUGUCGUUGCACGCAUGGAAGAGAUUCGUCAGGCUCUCUUUCGGUUCGAAAACAUGCGGGUUGUGGUUAUUGCCGAUCUGGAGAAGCUGCAAAAUCCUGUCUCGGCCUGGAAGCCAUAUGUUGAACGGUUGGGAGCUGUCGCUCCUCUGCGACCCAUCACAGCCAGACGUCCAUUACUUAGCGAGGCUGGCCAGCAUCUUGGAGGCAAGUCAUAUGUGGUACCCAUGCCGACCAUCGAUUCCUCCUUUGCUUACGCCACGUCUCGGGGUUUGGACUCCUACGACGACCCGAACCUGCCGGCCCUGCUGGUUGCAAUCGCGUACAUGAAUGCUGUCGAAGGCCCCCUCUGGGUUGCAGUCCGUGGCAAGGGAUUGGCGUACGGUACGAACUUCGCCUACAACAUUGACACCGGAUUCGUCAACUUCGAUGUGUACCGCUCACCGAAUGCACACAAGGCCUUCGAUUCGAGCAAGCAGAUCGUCGAGGACCACCUCUCCGGGGCCAUCGCGUUUGAUCCCUUGAUGAUGGAGGGUGCGAUCAGCAGCAUUGUGGUCAGCUUUGCCAACGAACAGGCCACUAUUGCCAACGCUGCGUCGGACAGCUUCAUCCGUCAGGUCGUCCGUCGCCUACCCAGCGAUUACAAGGAGAACAUGCUCAAACGCGUGCGCGCCAUCACUGUCGAGGAGGUCAAGGGUGCUUUAAGGAAGACUAUCCUGCCCCUGUUCAACCCUCAGACGGCUAACAUUGUCAUCACCUGCGCUACUGUGAUGGAAGAGACAAUCAAGGAAGGCCUACAAGCUUCCGGCUUCACUCCCAAGGUGCAAGCUCUCAAGGAAUUUGAGGACGACUACGGACUCAAAACCGGCGAUGACAAUGAUGAUGAGGAGUCGGAUGACGAGGAUUCCUCUGAUGACGAUGACGACGACUCGGAAAGCGGAUCCGAAGACGAGGAAGACUCCGAAGAGGAAGACUCCGGCUCCGAUGAGGAGUGA